Molecule: messenger RNA, 8802 nt
Organism: Scatophagus argus
Lineage: Eukaryota; Metazoa; Chordata; Actinopteri; Scatophagidae
Gene: dgkh
Product: diacylglycerol kinase, eta
Exons: 30
Coding region: 972-4913 (1313 amino acids)
Biological process (GO): lipid phosphorylation; diacylglycerol metabolic process; intracellular signal transduction
Molecular function (GO): protein binding; ATP-dependent diacylglycerol kinase activity
Source: RefSeq, a predicted model, not a curated record
ACUUGUACUGUAAUGCGCUCACGAGUCUUGUGGUCUAAUUAGGAGUUUGCACUAACCUCGUCUUUCACUCAGGAGGUGUUUGAUCUCGUGUUUCUGUGUCUAAUGCUAGCUGAGCUUUGAGCAGUGUGUGCUUUCUAAAAACCCGCCUGAAUGUACCUCACAUGGUUCAAAAAAAACACAUGAAUGGCUUUGUUGACAGUAUUUCUACUGCUUGGAUUUCCUGGACAGAUACUUCGUGGCUUUGUAUUAUUCUCAACAUUGAACUAACGUUAUUGCAGACUACCCUGCCCAGUUCCUUGCGGGAUCCAAGUCAUAUCGUCUUGCCCAUUGCACGGAAAAAAGUUACAACUCUGUCAUGUCAAAUGAAUGUUGUCGUUCGGGUACGUCCAGACCAGGAGGUACUUUAUUAUUAUUAUUAUUAUUUUGACUGGGAUAAGAUCUUGUGAAAAUUGAAUUUUUAGAUUUUUGAUUAUGAUACAUAACAGAAUCGAUAUGAGAAUACACUAUAAUGUGAGUAACACACAGUCGAACCUUGUGUGCAGUGCUUUACCACUGCGCCUAAUGUGUGACUGUGGGUGCUAAUCAACCCGUUUGUGGUGGUAGAAUAGGCCUCUUGAGCAUCAGAGUGGACUUGAGAAAAUAAAAAGAAAUUGAAGACUAGAGUAGUUUGAUUACACUUCACGCUUGUGGCACUGCUGGGUUGCAGUGCUUGUAUGAAACAGCCGCUAGGGUCUGCCAUGCCACGGACAUGUCCUCCGGUUUACGGAGUGGAUGAGGCGGUCUCUAGCCUCAGUCUGGACUGGCCGUAGGCUACUGGCUGGUGCCAUAUCAACCAAGCAGGGACCGGGAGGGUUUUAAGUGCUGCGGGGGCCCAUCCUCGCUGUACCGCGACAUGUUACAUCCCCCAUGCGUUUACCAGCCCACACAGAUCCCAGAAAACACAGCAGUCCUUGUUACAGAGGCACAGAGAGAUGACAGCGAGGAGAGACGUUUCCCAGCCGCUGAACAGCUCUCGCCUCCAGGAGAGGAAGGGAGAGGCGGAGAGGACGAAGGCUAACCCCGAAUGGUUUUAUCCUUCCUCCCGACAGGAGCCGGAGAAAGGGCCGGCGUCCGCGGCGGGCGUCCAUGCCCAUGUGGUGGGGGCUGUCGCCGGCUCCGGUGCUGUGGACGAGUCCUCUGACAGCGAAGCAGAGCAGGAAGGCCCUCAGAAACUGAUCCGGAAAGUGUCCACCUCAGGACAGAUCAGGAGCAAGACAAGUAUAAAGGAGGGAUUGUUGCUGAAACAGACCAGCUCGUUCCAGAGGUGGAAAAAGCGCUACUUCAAACUGAGAGGCCGAACUCUCUAUUACGCCAAAGAUGCCAAGUCUGGCAAUGCCCUGGCACGAUGGCAAGAGCGGGCGCUGCGCAGAGUGUCCAGGAGUCGCGUGUGCUGGCGAGUACUGUCCGUGUGCUGGACGGGCGCACGGCGCUCCCCCCCACCUCUGGGUGCCAGCGGAUCUGAGGAAGGCCUAGUGAGAAUUCGGUCCCUUAUCUUUGACGAGGUGGACCUAUCUGAUGCCAGCGUUGCAGAGUCAAGCACAAAGAAUGUCAACAACAGCUUCACAGUGAUCACUCCAUUCCGUAGGCUCAUCCUGUGUGCUGAGAACAGGAAAGAGAUGGAGGACUGGAUCAGUUCGCUCAAGUCCGUCCAGUCUAGAGAACAUUACGAGACAGCACAGUUUAAUGUGGAACAUUUCUCAGGGAUGCACAACUGGUACGCCUGCUCCCAUGCACGGCCCACCUUUUGCAACGUCUGUAAAGAUAGCUUGUCUGGGGUCACGUCUCAUGGCCUCUCCUGCGAAGUGUGCAAAUUCAAAGCCCAUAAACGCUGUGCUGUCAGAGCCACCAACAACUGUAAAUGGACAACCCUGGCUUCCAUAGGGAAGGAUAUUAUUGAGGAUGAGGAUGGGAUUGCUAUGCCUCACCAAUGGUUGGAAGGCAACCUGCCUGUCAGUGCCAAGUGUGCUGUGUGUGAUAAGACAUGUGGCAGUGUACUGAGAUUGCAGGACUGGCGCUGCCUGUGGUGCAAAGCUAUGGUACACACAGCCUGUAUGGACCUGUACCCACGAAAGUGUCCUCUAGGUCAGUGCAAAGUAUCCAUCAUUCCCCCUACGGCGCUCAACAGCAUUGACUCAGAUGGCUUCUGGAAGGCCACCUGUCCCCCAUCAUGUGCCAGUCCCCUCCUUGUCUUUGUCAACUCCAAAAGUGGUGAUAACCAGGGAGUGAAAUUCCUACGACGCUUCAAGCAGCUACUCAACCCUGCUCAAGUCUUUGACCUGGUCAACGGUGGGCCACACCUCGGUCUGCGCCUUUUUCAGAAGUUUGACAACUUCCGGAUCCUGGUGUGUGGAGGCGAUGGGAGUGUCGGUUGGGUGCUCUCAGAGAUUGACAAACUCAGUCUUCACAAACAGUGCCAGCUGGGGGUGUUGCCCUUGGGCACCGGUAAUGAUCUGGCACGCGUGCUUGGCUGGGGUCCAUCAUGUGACGACGAUACCCAGCUGCCCCAGAUCCUGGAGAAGUUGGAAAGAGCCAGCACCAAGAUGCUGGACCGCUGGAGCAUCAUGACCUAUGAGAUUAAGAUUCCACCCAAACACAGCUGCCCCACCACGCCUGAGGGAGCUGACGACUGCCAGUUUCACAUUUCAACCUAUGAAGACUCAGUAGCUGCUCACCUCACAAAGAUUCUUAACUCUGAGCAGCACUCUGUGGUCAUCUCCUCUGCCAAGAUCCUGUGUGAAACGGUGAAGGAUUUUGUUGCCAAAGUGGGGAAAGCCUAUGAAAAAAGUACAGAGAAUGUUGAGGAGUGCGACACUAUGUCUCUCAAAUGUGCCAUCCUGAAUGAGAAAUUGGACUCUCUCCUGCAAACGCUCCAUACAGAGUGCCAGGCUCUACCGCCACUUCCUCACUCCACUCCUCCUAUUGUAGAGGAGGAACAGGAGCAGGAGGAGGAGGAAGAAGAAGAGGAAGAGGCCAGUGAGGAGAGCCUCACAGAGCUGAAGGAAAAGCUGGAAGAGGAGGAGACGGAGAAAGGACACCAGCUGUUUAAAAGCAGGGAACAGCUGAUGCUCAGGGCCAACAGUCUGAAGAAAGCUGUGCGACAGAUCAUAGAACAGGCUGAAAGAGUGGUUGAUGAACAGAACGCCCAUACAGAGGAGACUGAGCUACCGUCUCCCCUGGAGUUCAGAAAGGACAGUGAGGAGGAGAACAGAGAUAGUGAGAAGGAUGAGGAUACCAAGGAACUGGAAGCAGUGUCAUCUGCUAAGAGUCCCUGCUCUCCAACGGAAAGGAGAGUGAGCCGCAGCACCCAGUCCUAUGGCUCCUUCACCAUCACACCCUUCACCACCAGCAAGGAGAACCUCCCUGUACUCAACACACGCAUCAUCUGCCCUGGCUUACGGGCAGGUCUAGCUGCCUCUAUCGCUGGCAGCUCCAUCAUUAGCAAGAUGCUGCUGGCUAACAUCGACCCCUUUGGUGCCACACCCUUCAUCGACCCCGACCUCGACUCACUAGAGGGCUAUAUGGAGAAGUGCGUGAUGAACAACUACUUUGGCAUCGGGCUGGAUGCUAAGAUCUCCUUGGAGUUCAACAACAAGCGAGAGGAGCAUCCAGAGAAAUGCAGGAGUCGUACCAAGAACAUGAUGUGGUAUGGUGUUUUGGGCACAAAGGAGCUUCUGCAGAGAACCUACAAGAACCUUGAGCAGAAGGUCCAGCUAGAGUGUGAUGGCCAAUACAUUCCCCUGCCCAGCCUUCAAGGGAUUGCAGUGUUAAACAUUCCUAGCUACGCAGGCGGGACCAAUUUCUGGGGUGGCACCAAGGAGGAUGAUAUCUUCUGUGCCCCAUCAUUCGAUGAUAAGAUCCUGGAAGUUGUGGCUGUGUUUGGGAGCAUGCAGAUGGCUGUGUCCAGAGUCAUUAAACUGCAACACCACCGCAUAGCACAGUGUCGAACAGUGAAGAUUACUAUCCUGGGUGAUGAGGGGGUUCCAGUUCAGGUGGAUGGCGAGGCCUGGAUCCAACCACCUGGAGUCAUCAAGAUCCAGCACAAGAACAGAGCUCAGAUGCUCACCAGAGACCGGGCGUUUGAGAACACGCUGAAGUCAUGGGAGGAUAAACUGAAGUAUGAUAAGCCUCCUUUGCGGCCUCACCUCUACCCACAGCAGUCUGUUGAUCUGGCCACAGAGGAGGAGGCUGCCCUGGUGCAGAUGUGUGCGCGAGCUGCUGAGGAACUCAUUACGAGGAUAUGUGAGGCUGCAAAGACCAAUGGGCUAUUAGAGCAGGAGCUGGCUCAUGCUGUUAAUGCUGCAUCUCACGCCAUCAACAAAACACAUCCCAAGUUCCCAGAGAGUCUGACCAGAAACACAGCUAUAGAGGUGGCCAGCACUGUGAAGGCUCUGUACAAUGAGACAGAGUCUCUUCUGCUCGGCCGAGUCUCUCUGCAACUGGACCCACCAGAGGAGGAGCAGCUGUCCAGUGCUCUGCAGAGUGUGGAGGUGGAACUGGGCAAACUGGGAGAGAUUCCCUGGCUCUACCACAUACUGCAGCCCAAUGAUGAGGAGGACCACUCUCUGGGUUACGGCAAGAGGAACAGUCGCAGCAUGUUUCGCAUAGUGCCCAAGUUCAAGAAGGAGAAGGCCACCAAGAAGACAAGCCCUCAGUCAGUGGAGAGAUGGGGCACAGAGGAAGUGGGCACCUGGCUGGAGCAGCUGAGUCUGGGGGAGUACAGAGACACCUUCAUCCGACACGACAUUCGAGGCUCAGAGCUGCUGCACCUGGAGAGGAGGGACCUGAAGGAUCUGGGGAUAUCGAAAGUGGGUCAUAUGAAGAGAAUUCUCCAGGGAACUAAGGACCUGGCCAAGGCUUCCAUGGUUGACCUCUAACUCAGAAGCAGAGACACUACCCUAAAGGGGAAACAAACGUUCCCCUUACAUCAGUUUGGGAACAGUUUGGGAGCACUGUAGGCAGUGAAGGAGAGACUAGGUAUUGAAGGAGAGGCUGGUUUUAUUCCUCUGCUUUGAAAGCCUUGGUGAUGUUGUUAACAACAAAGAUUUGUGUGUUUGUUUGUGCUUUGGUGCCAAAAUGACAGUCAAGAAAGCUGAAUGAAGUGCAAAAGGAAGUCAUGGAUCUUCACAACAAAAGCCAUUUCUAAGUUAAUAUCCAUUCAUAGCACACAAUCAGGUAUGCAUCUAACCAUACUGUUGACAGUUGACUUGUCUGAGUUAACAAAGUAGUAGCAAAACCAGGACUUCCAUGAGUAUGUGGGGUUUAUUUUGGUAGUGUGUAAAAAUGUGAUGUUUACUGGAUCUCUGCCUCACAUUGCAGUGCUGCAGAUGCAUUAAUGCAUCCCUUGGGUUUCAGUAGCACUGCUGUUCAGUGGAGUCAGAGGAGAUAAACUUGCAACAUCACAGUCUAGAUGAUAGUCUGGAAGGUGCAGUGUCUGAAGGUGGGAUAGUGCCGUUUCAGUGGGAUACUGUCGCAUGCUAUGCUUGCUCAACUUUUAGAUAUGUUUAAUUGCAUGAUUAGUGUCUUGAUUUUUUGUGUGCAAAAUAACACUUGAACAAGUUUUACAUGACUUAAGUAUUAUGAUGCCAUUUGUUACUACUGAACGCAUCCUUUUUGGUCUAAAUCAAUCUUUUUUUUUCUAGCUUUAAUUUACUUUGUUUGCAUGAUAAUGGUGUGUCAAGAUUUAUGUCAAGUGCCAUAUUUUCAGUUAUUUAAAAAUGUAAAGUGUGCUUUAUCAGUAGACAUCCUAAGACGUUUUUAAAAAGCUGAGGUAUGAAUAGAUGGACUUAAUAUCUGUAGGCUGAAACAUUCUCUGUGGAUGUGAAAAUCAGUACCAAAGUGAAUGUCAAAAAAAAUACGAUCAUCUGAUGAUUGCACCUCUUAAUUUCAUAGGCCAGGAGGUCUUAGGUCUUCAAGGUGGGGGGAAAGCAUUUGUUCUUUGCCAGGAAGAUAGUGCAACUGUUUGUCUGAAACCAACCUCAUACAAUAUACUGUAGGGUUGUGGAGUUUUUUAAGGAAUACUUAAAAGGCACUUUUUACUUCUUGCUAUAUGCAAGUACAAAUUCUCAUAUCAUUACAUAGAAUUAACGGUUCACCUCAACAUUUUAAACUUUUGGCAAUUUAUCACAAUAUUUAAUACUAAUGAAAAUAGGAGUUUGAUAUCAGUUUUGAAUAGAGCAGUUGAUCUGCAGUCAGCAUAGCAUUGUUUAAGUGCAGCUUUUUUUUUUUUCUUGAGAUUACAAGUGAGAUGUUGCUAGGACACUACUUUGUUUCUUUUAAGACUGGUGGCAUUACAGGGUAUAUUUCUAUACGUGAUGCUAAGUUUGGGUGUGUGUGUGUGUGUGUGUGUGUGUGCACGUGUGUGUGUGUAUACGUGCACUAUAUAUACAGUAUACUAGUGUAUGCAAACAAUGUUUCUAAGUGUUGUAGUCUAAUGCAUUCAUAGAUUGCUGACUUGGCAUGCACUGUCAACACCUUACACAUUCAAUUGUGUAUAUUACAUCAUAAUAAUUGUGUAUUGUUGAUUGUGUUCUAAUCUUUUGUACAUGAUAAUGCUGUUUUAUUCUAAUGAUGGUGCAAUAUUUUAUCUCUUGUUUUGAUACUGUCUCUGCAGCUUUCUGACAUGAUGUUUCUCAGUGGGGGAAAAUCUUGAAAGAGUUUGGUUUUUUCUUUUUUUUUUUUUUCUUUUUUUUUUUGUACAUGUGUUCCUCCUCGAGGUUUUGGGGAUUACAAUUUAAAAACUAGGUCUGUAGGGGGACUGCUUUUUCUUACAGAUUCCAAAUUUCUUCCAGCAGCUCACUAGUUUGUAGUUUUGCUCCUCUGUGCUUCCAAGAUGAUAAAUUAAAGUAGGACUGUGUCAGUGAAUGAAUAAAACGGGCAGAUAUGACUGUUGUGAUUAAUUUGUAAUAUGUAUGACAAUGUGCGUUUGGGUGUGUCUGCUACAACAGUGGCAUAUUGUACCUUAUCAGCAAUUGUAUAUCAUUGCCAACUAUUUUUUCAUCUUGUAAUUUUAAUUAUGCUAAUUUAGUUUCCCCGCUGUGAAGAAUAAUUUGUUAUUUGUAUAUUGGUUUUAAUCCUUCCUCUCAAAGUAAUAUGUCUUUUGUUAAGAAUUAGUUUAAAAAGCUACUUUAUUUUACUGAAUAUCCAUCCAUCCAUCCCUUUUCUGGCAAAAGAGGGGGAGGGUACACCCUGGACUGGUCCGCCAGUCAAUCGUAGGACAGACUGUUUUACUGAAUAUUAAAUGCUAAAAUUUAACAAGGCUCACAGAUUUUCACCAUUCAUCAAAGUAUUCUAAAUAAUAAUAGAAUGUGAGUGUAUCAGACGCUGAAUUGACUACAGUCAUGUACAGUAUUGUUUCUAAUAUUCCAACAGAGGGCGAUCUAUCACAUCUCAUGUCUCUGUAGUCCCUGACUCACACAGUACAAUUUCACUCUUAUUUAUGUCGACAAUCAGUCGUGUCAGUCUUCUGUGUGCAGUGUAGUGUAGUGUUGCUAAGUGGUAUGCAGAAAUCAGUAAGCCUAUAAAUCAAAUUCAAAUCCAAGUUUUUUCAUGUACAAGCCCAAUGCCAAAACAGGUUUAAACACUAUUUGAAAAGUAAAUAAAACAGAAUACAAUAAUUUACAAACAAGCCCAUGUAGUAAUAUCCUAUAUAAUUAUGUGCUUGUGAAUGACUGAGUCUUUUGAGGAUGCCUGUUUCAUACCCAGUCACCUGCUACCAGUGAACCAGUACACAACUUUUCCAGUCUUUUGCUGUCCCUGUUGACGUGUAUCAAGUUCAAGCUAAGAUCAGUGAAGCUCAUGAGUUAAAACAUUAAAUAUAUUAUGUUUGUAUUGUUUUCAAUUGAGUACAUGUCAAAAGGAUUCUCAAAUUAUUGCUUUCUGUUUUACAUUAUACAUAGUGUCUCAACUUUUUUGGAAUUGGGUUUGCACAUGCUAUUGUUGAUCUUGCAAGUCAUAGCCAAAGAUAGGCGUUAGUUAGUAUAAACCAUAAAUGUAUAAAUGGUUCUUUCCCACUGUAUUUUACUUCUGCCUAACUGAAGAUCUUUAAUCUUGUGGACACAACUCUGCCUUUUAUUUGUUUAAUAGCUCAGAUUCAUUGUUAACUAUUUGAUGACAGUCUGGAUAUAGGGUUUACUAUGUCUCAAGUGUUUUGGCCCCAGAUUCCAGGUGAGAGAAUUCUUGACUUUUCCAUACAAAGUGGAAGUAGCCACCCUUCUCCCUUGCUGUGUUUUCCAGUGGUCUGUAAAUAAUGCUGCAAACUGCCUGGUUUUCAGAAACCAACAAAACCCAUGCAAGGAUCUCAGAAUCACAGCAUAACAUAUAGUCUUUGACUUGGUUCCUAAAGUGAUGGGACAAAAGUGAGUUUCAUUUGUUUACAUUAUGUUUACAAUGGCACAGUUUUAAUUUUUAAGAAUAUAUAUCUAGGUAUAAACAAUAGUUGCAUAUUUAUUGCCUAAGGUUAAAUGAUAUGAUGUGUAUUGUGUUUUCACACUUGGAAUAUAAUGUUACAGUUGUCACCUGUAUUAUUACUAUCUGGAUGAUUUUGGUAAAGUAGUUGAUAAUUUUUAUGACUACUAAGUGACUGUUUUCUGUGCCUUUUUAUGGCUAAAAUGCAUGGUUAGCUAUUUAUUACAAUUUGGAGUCACUGAGAUGUGUAUUUUUGUAUUCUGAAUAAAUAAAUGGUUCAGCUUUUGUUGUACAUUUUUAGGGUGCCUUAAAAUAGGCUACCUGUUCAUAUCUCUCUUCUUCAAUAAAACCAAAUACAUA